Molecule: messenger RNA, 4467 nt
Organism: Rattus rattus (black rat)
Lineage: Eukaryota; Metazoa; Chordata; Mammalia; Rodentia; Muridae
Product: interferon-activable protein 203-like
Exons: 7
Biological process (GO): activation of innate immune response; cellular response to interferon-beta
Molecular function (GO): double-stranded DNA binding
Source: RefSeq, a predicted model, not a curated record
AUGGUGAAUGAAUACAAGGAAAUUGUUCUUAUAAAAGGAUUAGAGGACAUGAAGGACUAUGCAUUUAGAACCAUCAAGUCCUUACUAAGAAAAGAACUAAACCUAACUAAAAAAAUGCAAGAUGAUUAUGACAGGAUUCAACUGGCUGACCUGUUGGAGGACAAGUUCCCCCAAGAUGCUGGACUAGGCAAAUUGAUAGAAGUGUGUGAGAGCAUCGAAGAGCUUAAAGAGCUCACUGACAAUCUUAAAAGAGAGAAGGCAAAAGUUCAAAAGAAAAAUAAAAUAAAAGGCAAAAUGGCUGCGAAAAAAAGAAAGCAAGAUGAACCCAGUACUUCUGAAUCAAACAAAAAUAAACCAUCUUCAAAGAAAAAGAGAAAACAAAACACAAAAACUGAAGGUGGAAAGAAGAAGAAGCUCGCUCAGGAGCAGACUCAGCUUCCAGAACGUUCAGGAACUGAUAUAAAAAACGAUGAAGAUUGUCUCCAGACCCCUCAUAAGCCUCCACCAACACCACCCAGCAUUUCCUCAAGCAAGAAACAGAAAAACACAAACAUCAAAAAUCAUAGUAUCAUAAAGACAAAGGGUCUCCAGGAAAAACAGCAGCUCGUAGAAUUUUCAACAACCAGCAACUUCCCAGCUUCAAGUGAAAUCCAGACUUUUGAAGGACAUCCAGCCAUUGCUCCUAGCAGACGUCAGUCUUCUCAUAAGCCUCUAGAAGCACACGUGGAUUUAAAGACGUCCCCACGCUCUCCAACAUCACCUUGCCAGAAUUUCCCAUUGUCUCCAGCCUCAGACUCCAGCAUCCACCUGAACUCUCAUGUGCCUUCUACACUGUUUGGUGGUGUCCAGGUUCCUCAUGUACCAUCAGCAACAGCACUCAGUAAUGUUGGGGUCCCUCUUACGUCUUCAAAAUCAGUGUUCCACUCUUCCAGUGCUCUUCAGAAGUCUCCAAUAACAGUAUCCAGCAGCAUCCAGGACCUUCCCCUUCCUACACCAGCAGCACCAAAUAGCACAGAGGCUCCUCAAAGGCAAGCAAUAGCAACCAGAAGUGUCCAAAAUACCAGAGUGCCUUCAGCAACACUGACAAGCAAAGCCCAUCCCAUAAAGAUGCCUCCUCCAGGAACAGCAUCCAACAAUGCUCAGGUUCCUCAUUCUCUAGCAACCACGUCCAGAAGCAUCUCUGUCGCACAGAGAACAUCUAGUAGUGGUCAGGCUCAUAACUCUGCUACAGUAAAAGCAUCCAAGAAUGUCCAGGCCCCUCGAGAAUAUAUACCAAGCGUACCCAAUUAUUUCCAGGCUUCUCAGGCACCUCCAUCAGCAACACCCAGUAGUGUUACAGCUCCUCAGGUACCUAGGUCAAUAGAUAGAAGCAGAGCCCAGGCUACUCAAAUUCAUCCAGGAACAGGAUCCAUUCCUGCCCAAGCUUUUUAUGUUCCUCCAUCAACAAUGUCCAGAAGUGGGUGUGCCACUCAAUUGAUACAAGAAGCAGCAUCCAGUACUGGGAAGGCCCUUCCCCGUCCUAAAGUAGAAGCAUCCAGGAAAGUCCAGGCACCUCCGAUGCCUUCAGCAACAACACCCAGAAGUCUCCUGGCUCCACAUGCAGCUUCAUCAACAGCAACAAGAUACAGUAGUCCAUCCAGGACACCAAGGAGAAGAGCUGUACCAAAGGAGCCCUCUAGGGAAGAAGGUCACCACCAAGGUCCCAAACACGUAAUGGUGUUGAAAGUAACGGAACCAUUUAUAUACGACAUGAGAGAAGGCAAAAUGAUGUUCCAUGCCACUGUGGCUACUGAGACUGAAUUCUUCAGGGUGAAGGUAUUCGAAAUAACUCUAAAGAGCAAGUUUGCCCCAAGAAAGAUCAUUGCCAUAUCUGAUUACUUUGGGUGCAACGGGUUUCUGGAGAUAUACAAACCUUCCUGUGUGUCUGAUGUGAACAUUAACCACACGAUGGUUGUCCCAAAUACACUGAGGCAAAGAGCCAACGCAACUCCGAAAAUUUCUCAUCUUUUCUCACAAACAAGAGGGACAUUUGUGAAUGGAGAGUACGUAGUAACUAAGAAAAUUGAGAGGAGUAAUUUCAUUUACUAUGAAAUUGAAGAUGAUACAGGGAAAAUGGAAGUGGUGGUCCAUGGACGACUCACCAAUAUCAGGUGUGAACGAGGCAGUAAACUUAGACUUGUCUGCUUUGAAUUGACUUCCGCUGAAGAUUCAUGGCAGCUGAAGUCUGUAAGUCACAGUUAUAUGCAGGUACAAUGUAAAGGAAAGCCAGUCAACUGACAUUCAGUUAUGAGAAUCUCUCUGGAACCAUACUUCUGAAAACCUGGAUGUCAGUGAUACUGUUUGCGGAGAUAAGACUCAAGUACAGAAAAUAAAUGUGCAUGUAGCCCAUUGAAAUACCAGCCCUUUAAAAACCAGCUCUUAAUUUUAGGAAAUUGUGCUUUCUUAGAUUCUUUAUACAUUUUUCUUUGAUCUAAAUUUCAUAUUUUGUUUCUAUAACUUCUAUAAUUAUUGAUUUGUAAGUUUUAUACUUAAAAUGUAAACACACACACACACACGUUUUCUAUAAAGCAGUGUACCUUUGAGAGGAUCUUUGAACUGUUUGAGAAUUGCUGUAAAAUAAAAAGUUAGUGACUCCUAGAUAUAACUAGAGAAUGCAGGCUGCAAAUGUGACAAAACAUGUUCAGGAGCAAAUAGACUAUGUGUUUUCUGCCCAUAAAAGUCAAGGUAUUAAUAAGAUGCUGGAGAAGCCUGAAUCAGCCUUGAGUGUAGUUUCCAAAAUUAAUAUGCUGAGUAUAGGACGAAACCUUUAUGCUGAGUACUGGAGAGUUUAGUCAUUUGGAAAAAUCCUGCCCCCAUGAGGUGUUUGGGGUGGGGUGUACUAUUUUCAACGGAAAAGAAUCACACCGUCAAUUCCACAGUGAAAUAAAAUCACUGGAAAAUUUUAAAGCAAAAUGAAGAAGGUUUAUGAUAAGGGAAAUCAAAGGAAUUAAGAAAUUAGUAUUCCCAGAGAGGCCUGUCUAGAGUAUUGCAUUCUCUCACUGCUGUGAAAACUUACUUGACAAAAGCGACUGAAGGAACAAUGGGUUUAUUUUUGCCCAUGCGUUAAUGGUGGAGAAAAGUGAGGUGGCUGGUCAUGUACCUGCAGGAGGAAGCAGAGAGAGGUGAGUUCUAGAGUCUCUCUCUCUCUCUCUCUCUCUCUCUCUCUCUCUCUCUCUCUCUCUCCUUUCUUCCACUUUCUUUUUACUUUCUUCAGUUAAGGACCUGACCCUAUUCAAUGAUACCAUCCACACUUAAAAGAUGAGUGUUUGCAAAUUCCUUAGCACAGUCUAGAAAGCCCCCAACCCCUUGCACAUGCUCAAAGGAUUCUCACAAGUGAUUCCUGAUUCUAUCAGGUUUACAUUCAAUAGUCACAGUCAAACCGGGCAGUGAUAUAAAAUGGAGGUAAGAAGCACAGAUAGGGCUUCAAUAGAAAUAUAGGCAGGAAGAGGCAAAAGCUAAGAGUGCCUCUCUCAUCUUAUAAAUCCAUAUCUUAUUCCCAAUUCUAAUGAUACUGGAAAUUUGUACUUAAUAGGAUGCGUUUAAUUCACAGUCUCUUCUCAUCAAUAGAUUAAUGUCACUAGGAAGCAUUUGUGGGAGGACCUUCUGUAUGUUUGUUUUCCUUGUAUUAGUUGUUUAGCUUAGCUUUGCUCUUCCAACAUGUGAGGGUGAGACAGACUACUGUUUAGUACCUUGAAACUCCACUUUUCUCAUCCUAUAAUCACAAUGCAGUUUCUAGCCAGAGAUUAUUAUCCACGACUACUGUGUACACACACCAUUCUGCAAACAUUGCAUCAGAAACCUAUUGGCAGCGUGGAGACCCACACACAUCAGAUUGCAAAUAUGUGUGUAUAUAUAUAUAUAUAUAUAUAUAUAUAUAUAUAUAUAUGCUGUGAACCUUGAAAAUGAUUAAUGGCCUUAGGAAUGCCUUCAUUAAAACCUUACUUAUAUUCAAACGUGUCACAGAAACUUCUUGAUACCGUGCAAGAUAGCUAGGUCCAGCCUAGACUAGUUUGAGUAAAUGUACAUUCAGACAAACAGUGUCUUUAAAGUGAACUUUUAUGAUGGAUACCUGUUUACCACCUCCUUCCUAUGUAUACCUGUGUGUACAUAAUCAAACUGCUCUGUGGAAAGGGACAUGCACAAGGAGUAAAUGUCUACCUGGUCUAAGCCCAUCUGUUGAAAUAAAGACUCAGCUGUGUUACAUCCCUUCAGCAAAACAACUCCUCCUCUUGAACUCCUUGAAAGAAACUCCAAGCAAAAACUGGAACCUGGGAAUACCUUUACUUAUAUGGCCCACAGUUGCUCUCCUCACAUUAUUGCCUUCUGAUCUGGACUGUUAUUUGCUUUGAAGAACAUUUCACUGCUUCUAUACAAAUCUGUGUGAGCUUUUACCCCAAAGCUUUGAAUAAAAGGGCAAGAUUUUGGAAA